This is a messenger RNA of Tigriopus californicus, 513 nucleotides long. RefSeq lists its product as uncharacterized. The transcript has a single exon. The record is from RefSeq and is a predicted model, not a curated record. The coding region runs from base 1 to 513 and encodes 170 amino acids. Lineage: Eukaryota; Metazoa; Arthropoda; Copepoda; Harpacticoida; Harpacticidae.
AUGUCUACGCCAGCUUGGUACAAUCAGCUUCCCAUCGUCAUGUUGGCCAUCAGGACUACCCCAAAGGAAGACUUUGGAUGUUCCCCCACGGAAAUGGUAUAUGGAGCCACCCUCAGGAUUCCUGGCGAGUUCUUUGAGACUCCACCAGCGGAGACAGCAGCAGAUCAUCAGUCUUUCCUACUGCAGUUGAGGAACAUAGUAAAGGACCUACGCGCCCCAUUGCCCACGCAUCACGGCGCUGUUCGGAAUUUUGAGCCCCCAGCACUACAAACCGCGGCCUACGUAUUUGUGCGUCAUGACGCACAUCGUACCCCCCUUCAAGGCCCCUAUGACGGCCCGUAUAAGGUUCUCAAGAGGCAUGACAAGCACUUCGUUUUGGAUAUGGGAACUCGGAGCGAUUCUGUGUCCAAGGAUUGGCUAAAACCGGCUUUCCGAAAUCCAACACAGUUGCCGGACCCGCUGAUACCCGUCCAAUACACGCCAUGCCACCACACGUAUGCAUCGGUGCAAUAG